Messenger RNA from Kogia breviceps (pygmy sperm whale), 3358 nucleotides. NCBI's taxonomy places the organism in Eukaryota, Metazoa, Chordata, Mammalia, Artiodactyla, Physeteridae. The record is from RefSeq and is a predicted model, not a curated record.
GACUCAAGAAACAUCAGUAGGUGCGCAGAACUGUGGCCGACUCUGGAGAUCUAAAAAUGAACAAAACAAGGUCCCGGCUCCCCAGGUCUUCUUAACUGGGUGUGUGGAUUUGAAGGGUUGUAGCACGGAGCACCUGAGCCCCCUGAGGUGAGAAAGGAUUGUGUGGCACUGAUGCGGUUGGGGCGUCACCUACAAGGUGAUAUAUUUAUCCUCAGGAUCCCUUCCAGGUGGCCACAUUACAGCGGAUCAUUGUGUCUCCUUGGGCUUCUCUUGGCUGUGACAGUUUCUCAGGCUUUCCUUGUUUUUCAAGACCUUGACAGUUUGGAGGAGGACUGGUCAGAUAGCUGAUCAGCUUCCUUGGAUUUUGCUGAUGACCCAGGAGAGCUUUGCCUGAAGAUGGAAACACUGGAGUCGGAGCUGACCUGCCCUAUUUGUCUGGAGCUCUUUGAGGACCCUCUCCUGCUCCCCUGCGCGCACAGCCUCUGCUUCAACUGCGCCCACCGCAUCCUGGUGUCCCACUGCGCCACCAACGAGUCCGUGGAGUCCAUCACCGCCUUCCAGUGCCCCACCUGCCGGCAUGUCAUCACGCUCAGCCAGCGAGGUCUAGACGGGCUCAAGCGCAACGUCACCCUGCAGAACAUCAUCGACAGGUUCCAGAAAGCUUCGGUGAGCGGGCCCAAUUCCCCCAGCGAGACCCGCCGGGAGCGGCCGUUCGACGCCAACAGCAUGACUUCGGCCGAGAAAGUCCUCUGCCAGUUCUGUGACCAGGACCCUGCCCAAGACGCCGUGAAGACCUGUGUCACUUGUGAAGUGUCCUACUGUGACGAGUGCCUGAAGGCCACUCACCCGAAUAAGAAGCCCUUUACAGGCCACCGUCUGAUUGAGCCCAUCCCGGACUCGCACAUCCGGGGGCUUAUGUGCCUGGAGCACGAGGAUGAGAAGGUGAAUAUGUACUGCGUGGCCGAUGACCAGUUAAUCUGUGCCUUGUGUAAACUGGUCGGGCGGCACCGAGAUCACCAGGUGGCGGCUUUGAGUGAGCGCUAUGACAAAUUGAAGCAAAACUUAGAGAGUAACCUCACCAACCUUAUUAAGAGGAACACGGAACUGGAGACGCUCUUGGCUAAACUCAUCCAAACAUGUCAACAUGUGGAGGUCAAUGCAUCACGUCAAGAAGCCAAAUUGAUGGAGGAGUGUGAUCUUCUUAUUGAGAUCAUUCAGCAAAGACGACAAAUUAUUGGAACCAAGAUCAAAGAAGGGAAGGUGAUGAGGCUUCGCAAACUGGCUCAGCAGAUCGCCAACUGCAAACAGUGCAUUGAGCGGUCGGCGUCACUCAUCUCCCAAGCGGAACACUCUCUGAAGGAGAAUGAUCACGCGCGUUUCCUACAGACCGCGAAGAAUAUCACUGAGAGAGUCUCCAUGGCAACGGCAUCAUCCCAGGUGCUAAUUCCUGAAAUCAACCUCAACGACACAUUUGACACCUUUGCCUUAGAUUUUUCCCGAGAGAAGAAAUUGCUAGAAUGUCUGGAUUACCUUACAGCUCCCAACCCUCCCACAAUUAGAGAAGAGCUCUGCACGGCUUCCUAUGACACCAUCACCGUUCACUGGACCUCUGACGACGAAUUCAGUGUGGUCUCCUACGAGCUCCAGUACACCAUAUUCACCGGACAAGCCAAUGUUGUGAGUCUGUGUAACUCGGCCGAUAGCUGGAUGAUCGUGCCCAACAUCAAGCAGAACCACUACACCGUCCACGGUCUGCAGAGCGGCACCAAGUACAUCUUCAUUGUCAAGGCCAUCAACCAGGCGGGCAGCCGCAGCAGUGAGCCUGGGAAGUUGAAGACAAACAGCCAACCAUUUAAACUGGACCCCAAAUCUGCACAUCGCAAGCUAAAGGUGUCCCAUGAUAACUUGACAGUAGAACGUGAUGAGUCAUCGUCCAAAAAGAGCCACACGCCUGAACGCUUCACCAGCCAGGGCAGCUAUGGCGUAGCUGGAAACGUGUUCAUUGACAGUGGCCGGCAUUACUGGGAAGUGGUCAUAAGCGGAAGCACAUGGUAUGCCAUUGGCCUCGCUUACAAAUCGGCCCCGAAGCACGAGUGGAUUGGCAAGAACUCUGCUUCGUGGGCGCUGUGCCGCUGCCACAACACCUGGGUGGUGAGACACAACAGCAAGGAGAUCCCCAUCGAGCCAGCCCCGCACCUCCGGCGCGUCGGCAUCCUGCUGGACUACGAUAACGGCUCCAUCGCUUUCUACGAUGCCUUGAACUCCAUCCACCUCUACACUUUCGACAUCGCAUUCUCGCAGCCUGUGUGUCCCACCUUCACUGUGUGGAACAAAUGUCUGACCAUCAUAACCGGCCUGCCCAUCCCAGACCAUCUGGACUGCCCAGAGCAGCUGCCAUGAGCACGUGGUGGCGCGGAGCUGUUUUCCGGGGAAUAAAAAGGGUGGUGGGUGGCCACCAUUGCGGGAACACGGAAAACACAGGCUUCCAGAAUGUGAUUGAAUCUCACCAAAAAGUAUCCGGAAAUCAGCUAAGAUAGGACUCCAAACGGGCGAUUCCUCCCUUUCACUGUGUUUUGUAUCAAGUACAGGCUUUAAUAAUUUCUUCACCUUUUCUUUUUUUUUUCAUAUUUACAGGAAAAUUUAUAGAUUAUUUAUAAAAGGAACAUAACCAGGAUUACAACUCUUAGGAACUCUCUGGUUUUGCACAUUAGGAGGCCCGUAAGUUUACCAGCUCUUGACCACCUUUAUCUCAGCACAGUCUCUGGGCUCGAGAAAAACGUUUUGUGUGCUCAUCUACCUUCCUUCUCACAUCCUAUUUCCUCCGGAUCCCAUGGGAGGUCCUGUCACCCCAACACUGCAUAACAGUAUGCAACUAUUUUCAAAAUAAAAACUAGUUCUGAAUCUAGUAGGGAAGUAAACAGGCUUUCUUACUCUGGUUUAUCUUGAAGUGUUCUAACUGUGAUGUCAGAAAAAUGUAUUGGGUCAAGUAGGAGGGAGAGAGCAAGAGAGAGCAUGGAAAGACUUGACUCGGGAGCUUGGAAUCUGCCGUAGUGGAAUCUGUAAUUAGCCUGCGAUGGCUGGUAGGCUGAUGCUGGAAAGAAAGGUUCUGAAACCUUUGGCCACAUAUUGCCCUGUUUUUCCCAGGAUUAAGGAUGCUGGGAGAACAUGAAGAAUGAGAUUGCAGUUGUAAAGAGUCGCCUUGAAUCCUACUGAUUAUUCAAAAGUUCAGGCUGAUUUGCGUUUCCUCGGAAGUGGGAUUCUGUGACAUGAUAGAAAUCUAUUUCCUUUUAAUAGUUUCUUUAGGCCUGUGAAAUUUCUUCACUAUGUUUAAUAGCUGUCCUGUGUCCCCCCCCCCUCC